AGUCCCAUGGUCUCCAUUUCUUCAUUGGAUAGGAGUUUUCUUCUCCCUAGCUACCCCUGAACCUCGGCUUACAUUACAAACGGUUCUGCAUCAUCAUAUAUAGAAAGAGAGAGAACAUACGUACGUCCUUCGCCUCUCUAUCGGAGUCGACUCGGGUGAUUCGAAUACGAUCUGUUCUUCUGCCCGGCCUUGAGUUUUGAUCUCAUAUCCCAAGCAAAAAGAUGAAGAAAUUGGUGUUGAAACUGCACUUGCGCGACAGCAAAGAGAAGCAGAAGGCGAUGACUAAAGUUUCUGGAAUCCCGGGGGUGAUCUCGGUGGCCAUAGACAUGAUUGAGAAGAAGAUGACGGUGACGGGGGAGGUCGAUGCGGUGGAGGUGACCAGCAAGCUGAGGAAGCUCUGCCAUGCCGAGAUAGAGAUGGUAGGCGAGGCCAAGGAAGAGAAGAAGAAUGACGGCGGCAGCAAGAAGGAAGGAGGAGAUGAUAAGAAUAAGGUUGAUUUUGCCGAUCUUCAGACGGCUUAUUAUGCUUAUCCGUGGGUCUACCAUCCUCAUCAGACGUACAUGCCAGUGGUGUAUGCAGAGGAGAAUCCAAAUCCUUGUGUGAUCUGUUAAGAUUAUAAUAAUGUUAUUUUGGUUUGUAUUGAUAUAGAAGAUUGAAUAAGAAGAUCGAACUGGACUCCGGGCUACUGCCUAUUCGAUUUUGGUUCUAUCCUAUUUUGAACUGUCGAGAUGUGGAUUUCUCUGUCCCUUUUGCCUUA
Molecule: messenger RNA, 757 nt
Organism: Punica granatum (pomegranate)
Lineage: Eukaryota; Viridiplantae; Streptophyta; Magnoliopsida; Myrtales; Lythraceae
Source: RefSeq, a predicted model, not a curated record